Plasmopara halstedii is the source of this 954-nucleotide messenger RNA. RefSeq lists its product as uncharacterized. NCBI's taxonomy places the organism in Eukaryota, Oomycota, Peronosporomycetes, Peronosporales, Peronosporaceae. The transcript has a single exon. The coding region runs from base 1 to 954 and encodes 317 amino acids. The record is from RefSeq and is a predicted model, not a curated record.
AUGCUCACUAUGCUAAAAUUAUCUCCGUUUCUGCGGGCUGUCGCUCUUCUCUCGACUGUCACUCUGUUGGCAUGCACUGAUUCUGUAAGUGCGUCGAAUGAAGUUUGGCCAGAUCACAACACGAGCGCUGCGAGUAAUCAAACGCAUGCGCAUGUGAAGAUAGGGUCACGACGAGAGGUGGAUGAAAACCAUGAUCAAUACGAGGAGAGGGUUUACGAUAUAGAUGAAGCGUUGAAGAUAAAGGAAUUUAUCGAGGAGUACUCCAAGAAGGUGAUGGAAUAUGCUGAUAUUGCUCUUAAACAUUGGGCUUCAACAGUCUACAACGACUUUCUAGGACGAUACGACGAUGUCAUGCGGGCCAAGCUGUUUAUUGAAGGACUCUCAUCUGAAGACGAAUCUGCGCAGCGCCUAACUAAAAUGCUUCGUAACGCCCAGUUUGAGAACUGGUAUGAAUCGGAUAUAUCACAUGAAGACCUCAGAGAACGUCUCAAGCUGAACCUUCAAGACAUCAAAACCUUCGACAACCCCGUCUGGAUGAUAUGGCACGAAUAUGUCAUAUGGAGAUAUAAACGCCAUAUGGCAAAAUGGAAAAUGCAAGGAAAUAUUAGGCCGUUUGAAAUGCUAGUCAGCGAUCACCAUGAUGACUUUAAUCUGUUAGUCGCACAAACAGAGGCGGCAAGUAAUCGAGCCGCCGCAGCCUUGGUGAAGUAUGAGCUGAUCGAAUUUGCGUCGCGCUUCGACAACAAUGAAGAAAUAUUGUCCAAGAAACUCAUGACCAAGACUUUAGGCACAAACUUUCAAUUAAAGGCCCCCACAGCCGUCAUGUUCUUGAUCGAGUGCUGUCCCAAUAUAACGUCGGAAAAUCUGCUGCGAUAUUUGCGGAAAUAUCUUUUUAGUGUCAUCUGUGGCGCUUCGGAUUUUGCCAUCCGCUGUGCCCUGCAAGCAGAUGCUUAG